This is a messenger RNA of Striga asiatica, 1149 nucleotides long. The record is from the annotation of a GenBank genome assembly. Lineage: Eukaryota; Viridiplantae; Streptophyta; Magnoliopsida; Lamiales; Orobanchaceae.
AUGUUCAACAAAAUAAUGAAAAGAGGGCAGAAAAAGCCCUCAAAACCCGAACCCAUAGAGCCCCCUGUCUCUUCUAACCCACCCCCCGAAGUCACGGUCAAUCACGCCUCCCGCCAGCCCACCGCAUUAGUCCCUGCUCCGCCACCCGUCCCGCAAAACCCCGGCAUAGUCGAAGUCCUCCCUCCCCUCAAAGACACCCCUUUAUCCGAACGCCAUUCCAUCUUCAUCCGCAAAGUCUAUAUCUGCUGCAUCUCGUUCGACUUCUCAGACACCAUGAAAUCGGCACGCGAGAAAGAAAUCAAGCGUCAAACCCUAGCCGAGCUAGUGGACCUCGUUCAGUCGGGCUCGUGCAAGAUGAACGAGAUAAUGCAAGAAGAGCUCGUUCGAAUGAUCUCCGCAAAUAUCUUCCGCUGCCUUCCGCCAGCACCUCAUGAGAACACGGGCUUGGAAGGCGGUGACCCGGAAGAAGACGAGGUUUUCGCGGACCCCACUUGGCCCCACUUGCAGCUCGUUUACGAGCUUUUGUUGAGAUAUGUCGUUUCGUCAGAUAUGGAGACUCGUGUAGCCAAACGUUAUCUUGACCACACGUUCGUUCUGAAACUGCUUAAUCUUUUCGACUCUGAAGAUAUGAGGGAGAGAGAGUAUCUGAAGACUAUUCUUCAUAGGAUAUAUGGGCGAUUUAUGGUACACAGACCCUUUAUAAGGAAUGCGAUUAAUAAUAUUUUCUACCGGUUUAUAUUCGAGACUGAGAGGUAUAAUGGGGUGGGUGAGCUGCUGGAAAUACUCGGGAGCAUUAUCAACGGGUUUGCGCUGCCGAUGAAGGAAGAGCACAAGCUGUUCCUUGUACGGGCCUUGAUCCCACUGCACAAGCCCAAAUGCGUGGCCCAAUAUCAUCAGCAGUUGACUUACUGUGUGGUACAGUUUGUGGAGAAGGAUUACAGGCUGGCGGAUGUUGUUAUUCGGGGGGUGCUUAAGUACUGGCCUAUUACUAACUGUGGGAAAGAGGUUUUGUUCUUGGGAGAGUUGGAGGAGAUUUUGGAGGUUACACAGUCUGUGGAGUUUCAAAGGUGUAUGGUGCCUCUGUUUAGGCAGAUCGGGAGGAGUCUCAACAGCCCACAUUUUCAGGUUCGGGAAAAAAUGAUCCGUUAA